CGGAACAAGAAACUUCCCCCCUCGUAGAAUGGCUCGCCUCAGCCCUCUCGUAAGGCUGGAAGAACAUUGAGGGGACAGAGAGCAUUGAUACGAUCGUAAAGAAACCUAAUUUACAGGGGCGGAGCUACACAGGGCCUAAGGGGGGCCCCGGCCCCCCCCCCCCCCCCCCCCCCCCCCCCCCCCCCCCCCCCCCGAGAAUUUCGAAAAUCACGAAAGAAUGUACGAGUAUUCUGAAAAUUACGAAGUAAAUACAGAUUUAUAAUAAUGGUCGCGGGUUAAAAGGUAUCUAAAGUAGCCGAUUUCCCUAGUGGAGUUUAUAGUGGUUUUGUAUCAAACAGGUCAAGGGUUCAAUCCUCACCUAUGUUAGUUUUUCGGUUGGAGUUUUUUACAAUUUUAUAGCUUUAAUGGAAAAAAUUUCCCCGAUAAGUUUAACAAGAAUGUCAAUCUAAUUAUUUGACAAAACAUCUCGUACAUUUUGAUAAUUUACACAAUUAAUUUAUUUAUAUAGUUAUAUAAUUAUUUUGAUUUUUUUCUUAUUACGAUAAUAUACGAAUCAUUUCCGGCCCCCCCAAACCCAAAAUCCUAGCUCCGCCCCUGCUAAUUUACGAUUCAAAACCGCUCUCCCAUCUAACAAUCUUAGCUAGUGGAGGAUCCAAAGGAAACUCAACCAUUUUCUCCAUCCUAAUAUCUUCCUCUUCCACCAUUAUGGCUUGAGUUUAAGUUUUAUCAUUGGGAUGGUGCCAUGGUGGUCACUGGUCAGGACAAGCAAGAAGAAGCGCCGGACGGAUGAGCUAUCAGAAGGAGAACGAAGGACGAUAAUGAAGUCGCAGAUAAACCCGUUAUUCGACAAGUUGAUGAACGCCAAGCCCAAAAAGAAGCCCAUGGUUUACGGGCUAUAAGCAGCUACGGUCCUGGGCUAAAAUUUUCGUGGGUUUUGCAGGCCCAAAUCAAUCUGGCAACAUAAUUUCAUUUCAGGGCUUCAGGCAGCCAUUGAAGCUCUCUCAACUGUCAAGUGUUCCUCUCUCGGGGAAGAUGCCGGCGGGACGAUUAUCAUCAAUGGCUGCGACGCUCGCUUCGGCUCUUCCAUGGCGGACUACGCCUCUAUACUUCAUAGGCGUCAAGCCUUCUCGACUUAAUCGUGGAACCGCCAUCUUCCACUCCAGAAAGCUGGCUCUCUCUUUCUGCUCCAACUCUGAGGUCGCUUCCGAGCUAACCAUCCCUAUUCCGGAGGAAUUGCCGAAACGUCAGAGUCCCCUGAGUCCUGGACUGUACUUGGUUGGAACGCCGAUUGGAAAUCUUGAAGAUAUAAGUUUCAGGGCUAUUCGUGUCUUGAAAUCGGCUGAUGUGAUACUUUCGGAGGACACGAGGCAUUCAGGAAAGCUGCUCCAUUACUACAACAUCAACACUCCUCUCUUGAGCUACCACAAGUUCAACGAGUCGCAAAGAGAACAGACUGUGCUGAGGAGGCUAAAGCAAGGAGAAAUCGUGGCACUGAUCAGUGAUGCGGGCAUGCCAGGCAUUAGUGAUCCUGGCGCAGCUCUGGCAAAGUUGUGUGCGGAUGAAAACAUUCCUGUCAUACCUAUUCCCGGGCCUUGUGCUCUUGUAGCUGCUCUAUCUGCCUCUGGCUUAAAUACCGAGGAGUUUACAUUUGCUGGAUUCCUCCCCAAGCAUACUGGGUCCAGGAGAGAGAGAUUAACAGCUUCAGCUAAGGAAGCAAGAACGCAAGUGUUUUAUGUUCCACCACACAAGUUGUUGCAAUUUCUCGAGGAGGCUUCAUCUACAUUUGGUGAUUCGAGGCAGUGUGUCAUAGGCAGAGAAAUCACUAAAUUACAUGAAGAGUUCUGGCGCGGUACACUUGUGGAAGCAAAAGAAGCGUUUACGAAUCGCGUAGCAAAGGGAGAGAUAACUCUGCUGAUCGAAGGCAACAGCAAUGCCCCGGUAGAAACUCCUUCGGAUACCCAACUUGAACACGAACUGGGGCUCUUGAUCUCCCAGGGGCACAGCCUCUCCAUGGCAGUCAAAUUGGUAGCUGAUGGAUCGCCGGUGAAGAGGAAGACCAUCUAUUCUCUAGCCUUGCGGAAAUUCGGAAAGCAAGAAGAAACAGAGGAAUGAAUGAUUCGUCGAAAAUUAAAAAUUAAAAGCACAUCUUAAUUAUGAUCUGAGUUAUGCUCCCUCUCUGUUUCUCCUCUUUCUAGUGUAAUGUUUGUUUCCUUCAUUUUGAGCAAGAGGUAUAUAACUUAAACUUGUAACAUCCGUAGCUGCCCUGACUCCCGACUCCAGCCUUCGGAGGUUGGAUAAUCUAGCUCCGAACGAGAGUCGAGGCAGAUCGAUUCAUUAUGACGCGCGAUUUGAGCACAAAAAAAAAAAAAAAACCAUAUACCAUAACAGAAAAGAAUCGAAGACAUGCAUCGUUUAAAACUCAACCAUGAAACCUAAAAGCUUCAAUAGAAGCCAACCACAUCCCCAUUCCAGGAGCAAAAGUACUACUACAACAUUGUUCUUUCUCCCUGCUUAAACACUACCACGUCAGCAUAUUCCCUCCCUAAUUAAUAAUAAACAAUUAAUUAAUCAACUACUUCCCUUACAGCCUAACUUCCCCUCCAUAGAAAAAAAUAUGUACAGAGAGAUAAGAGAUUGAGCAGAUAUUCCUACGUCAGUGAUAAGAUUGCGGUUGCAGCAGCAGAAGAAGCAGUACGUAACGUAACCCCUCAAUCCAGCGGUGGCGUAAAGGGGAGAAAAACAGAAUCGCACUGUGCAAAAACAAAAAGGAAGAAGCAGGGGUCUGUUACUCUGUUUUGCUUUUGUGCCGUCACCACGAAGCUUUCCCCUUUCUCACCAAAGAAGCAGCAUCAGCAGAAUCAGGUACGGGUUUGAAUAUACGCUGGCCAGUGGCCAGAAUACGGCGAGGAUCGAACGACGUCUUCCGCUGAUUGAAACGGUCCCACUUCUCCUCCCCAAAGUGGGCCGCCCAUUCCCGCUCCGUUGUGUAGUGAGGUAAGUACUGCUUCAUUUUGAUCCCCGACUCCUCGCAGAAUCUCAGUAUCUCACGGUUCUGAUUGCUCAGAUACUCCAGCGUCUUGCCGCUAGAGUCCUCCACCGCCGACCUCAGCAGCGCCACCAGGUAGAACACCUCCUCGUCUCCCUCCGGCGUCACCGCCGAGCUCCGGCCGUCCCACCUGGCAAAGAUAAUAAAAGCCACAUCAUAAAUUCGGGGUUUCGAGCCACAAAGUCAAGAGAGCGGGUGAUUGUCAAAUUAAUCCUAGCUGGACCCCUAAUGCAAAAUACAUUAUGUCAUGCUACGAGUAUUGUUAUUAUUGGAUGAGAAAGAAGAGAUCAAGUCUGCAGAUGUAGUUGUUAUGCACAGCAAUUCGAGUGAGAUAAGGAUUAGCUCGUGUCAACAACACAAAGAUGAUGGACUGAAGUGGAAGCGGAUACAAAUUUGGAACUAGACUAAUAUUUUCACAAUGCAACGUCGUUUUAUCAUUUUUUUUCAUUUCUUUAAUCUAUUGAAUACAUAUUCGUUAUGUAAUAACGAGUCCCACUUAGCCCCCGUGUCAUGUGCGGGUUAAUGGGAUUCGAAUGGUGGUUAAUCAUUGUUGAUUAGCCGUUGAAUGUCCUAUAUAAAUCAAAAACCUUAAAGAGAUGAGAUAGCUUUUUUGCUGCUCUCAAGUCUCAUCCACCCCAAUAAGUCUCUCUUCCCCUUUACUUAGUUAUGAAAUUGCGACAGAAUUAUAUUCCUUAUCAAAAUUGAAGAAAUUAGGUAUUUUUCGUAUUAAUAUUAGAGUUUUUGGUUUUUCUGUUUCCUUUGUGUCUGUCUGGUCUUUUUCCAUCUCUUUCCCUUUUGCAUGUGGCCCACGUGUUCCCAUAAUUCUCCCCCCCUCCUAUACUACGUGUCCUCCCAUCGUCUCUGGACCACGGCGUCCUAUUGCUAGCAAGUUCUAGUGGUGGGUUCUCCCUCAGAAAAUAAUUCUAGUUGUUUAGUUCUUUCUUGUAUGCAAUGAAUUACAACAACAAAGGAGGAGAAGAAAGGCCCGUCGUGAUCAAGCCAAAAGAACUGCUGUAGAAAGAAAAAUGACCAAUCGUG
Molecule: messenger RNA, 4084 nt
Organism: Linum trigynum
Lineage: Eukaryota; Viridiplantae; Streptophyta; Magnoliopsida; Malpighiales; Linaceae
Source: the annotation of a GenBank genome assembly